AGCCGCGUGUAUAUAUAGUUGUUACCCGUAUGUUAUACCUAUUUGUAAUAAAUAACCAAUAAUACUUUACCAGGGUGUUCCUGUUAUUUAAAGACCAAGAGUCACCUCAUUUCUUUCUCAACACCUAGUCUACAGUGUAAUUUGGCGCAAGCGGUAGGAUACAGAAUAUCAUGACCCGUAAGCAGGUGUAACUAUAAUGUCCAAACCACAAAUGUCGACGACAUCCACCGGGCCCAGCAGUGAUGGCGACUUCCACCAGACGUCAGGAGACAGAGGGACCAUCGUUCAGCUUAUCCUGGCGAGCCUCUUCUAUGUGCGCCGACUAGCCGAUAUGCUGAUGACCACUUGGCAACGAUGGGGCCAACCUCCCUCCAAGAUUGAUAAAGGUACGGAUAUGGAAGAUGCUCUAGUACAGUGGGCGAAGACGGGGGACCUGAUCGAGUAUCUGAACCACCCAAUGGUGCAGUUUGCCAUAUACCUAGAGCUAGUGGAACCCACCGACCAAUUUUCGGAGCUCCAACCACGGCGAAGACGAUAUUUGCGACGAAUGGUACGGCCGUCCUUAAGGACCAUCUUUCGGCUCAUCCUGGGCCAAGCCUCGGCGAGCCUCCUCUAUGUGUGCCAACUCGCCGAUAUGCUGAUGACCACUUGGCGACGACGAUCCCCCAAGAUUGAUAAAGGUACGAAUACGGAAGAUGAUCUAGUACGGUGUACGAAGACGGAGAGCCCGUCCGAGCUUCUGAACCACCCAGUGCUGUGGUUUGCCAUGUACCUAGGGCUAGUGAAACCCCUCCCAAGAUAUUCGGAGUUUCAUCCACGGCGGAGGCGACGUUUGCGACUAACGGUACAUCCGCCCUUAAGGGCCCUCGGGUGAGGACUUGGUGAGGUAAACUGAUGGUCGGUGGUGGGGGCCCGGACGUCGACAACGACACCCGACCGGGUCGCUGCAGGCUGAUCCGACUGUCUUUUCACGUACGUGGUACUAGCCGCACGUAUAUAGUUGUAACCCGUAUAUAAUACCUAAUUGUAAUAAACUAUCAAUAAUACUAUA
This is a messenger RNA of Metopolophium dirhodum (rose-grain aphid), 1051 nucleotides long. RefSeq lists its product as uncharacterized. The transcript has 2 exons. NCBI's taxonomy places the organism in Eukaryota, Metazoa, Arthropoda, Insecta, Hemiptera, Aphididae. The record is from RefSeq and is a predicted model, not a curated record. Bases 197 to 874 code for a protein of 225 amino acids.